Molecule: messenger RNA, 768 nt
Organism: Acanthosepion pharaonis
Lineage: Eukaryota; Metazoa; Mollusca; Cephalopoda; Sepiida; Sepiidae
Source: the annotation of a GenBank genome assembly
AUGAUUGUUAAAAUUAAUGUUGUCCAAAUAUGUAUCUCAGAAUUAUCUAUUCUGUUUUAUAUCCAUUCUAAAAUUUAUCUAUUAUCUAUUAUCUAUCUAUCUAUCACACAUCGCAAAGUAUCACAUUUUCAUCUAUUCGUCACAUUUUCUUCAAUAAAAAUCUAUCAAUCAUUAUCUAUCUAUCUAUCAAAAUCUUUUCAUAUCUAUCUAUCAUUUUUUAAUAUUUAUCUAUCUUCUAUCUAUCUAUCUAUCUAUCUUUUUAUUCAAUCUAUCUUUCUAUUGUAUCUAUCAUAUCUAAUCGAAAAAGAUUCAUUGGUCUUCAUAUUAUUAUCUAUCUAUCUAUCUAUCUAUUAUCUAUCUAUCUAUCCAUGCCUUUCUUUUUCUAUCUAUCUAUCUAUCUAUCUAUCUAUCUAUCUAUCUAUCUAUCUAUCUAUCUAUCUAUCUCUUUUCAAAAUCUAUCUAUCUAUCUAUCUAUCUAUCUAUCUAUUCUUUCUAUUAAAGCCUUUAUUUCCUUUCUCUCUCUAUUUUUCCAUUCUAUCUAUCUAUCUAUCUAUCUAUCUAUCUAUCUGUAAAUUUCUUUCUUUCUUUCAAUCCAAAUCUCUUCGUAUCUUUCUUUGUACUGGUGCCUUUCUUUCUACUUCUUUUCUCUCUCUCUCUCUCUCUCUCUCUCUCUCUCUAUCUAUCUAUCUAUCUAUCUCUUCGAAGAAUGCAAAGACAAGUACAAAUUAUAGACGAAAUGGGGAGGGGGGUGAAACAUGGCAGUUAUAA